This is a messenger RNA of Heterobasidion irregulare TC 32-1, 248 nucleotides long. RefSeq lists its product as uncharacterized. Gene Ontology annotation, biological process: tRNA transcription by RNA polymerase III; transcription by RNA polymerase II; transcription by RNA polymerase I. The record is from RefSeq and is a predicted model, not a curated record. NCBI's taxonomy places the organism in Eukaryota, Fungi, Basidiomycota, Agaricomycetes, Russulales, Bondarzewiaceae. Gene Ontology annotation, cellular component: RNA polymerase I complex; RNA polymerase III complex; RNA polymerase II, core complex. The transcript is spliced from 4 exons. Bases 21 to 248 code for a protein of 75 amino acids. Gene Ontology annotation, molecular function: DNA binding; DNA-directed RNA polymerase activity; zinc ion binding.
CCUCACCCGCUCCCACUGUCAUGAUCAUUCCUGUGCGGUGUUUCUCUUGCGGAAAAGUUGUUGGGGACAAAUGGAACCAGUAUUUGAAGUUACUUUCUGAGGACAAGAGCGAGGGUGACGCUCUGAACGAACUUCAACUGAAACGGUACUGUUGUCGUCGUAUGGUCCUCACGCAUGUUGAUCUUAUCGAAAAGCUUCUCCAUUACAACCCCAUGGAGCGAACAAAAGAGAAGAAGGAUUACCUUUGA